AUGAAAAAGGCUACGGAGGGAGUCGAAGACGAAGCUAAAAAGGCAGAACAGGCAAUCAAGUCUAGAGAUGACACGGCGUUUCAGUGUCUCUACAAGGCCGUGGAGAAACUGGCGAACACGUAUGAAGACUCAAUGAAGGAAAUCUUCAAGGCUGCACCUUCUGACGGGCUCAAGUUGGUCAUUGCUCUGGAUGAAGGUUCCAUUUAUCCAACCAUUGUCCGAUCCAUUAUAGGUGAAAGAACAUCAGCUGCCGACCAGCUGCGCGUACUUUUCGCUGAUCGUUUCGGGGUCUCUCCUACGACGAUUCGAUUCUUUUCUCGAUUGCUGGAACUGGUGUUGCCAGCGCUACCGUUGGAUCCCAAGCACAAAAUUAUCUUCACGUGCAACCCUCAACUGUUGAAGAUUUUUUCCUCUAUCCACGCGUGA
Messenger RNA from Seminavis robusta, 426 nucleotides. The record is from the annotation of a GenBank genome assembly. NCBI's taxonomy places the organism in Eukaryota, Bacillariophyta, Bacillariophyceae, Naviculales, Naviculaceae.